Molecule: messenger RNA, 1083 nt
Organism: Tetrahymena thermophila SB210
Lineage: Eukaryota; Ciliophora; Oligohymenophorea; Hymenostomatida; Tetrahymenidae
Exons: 6
Source: RefSeq, a predicted model, not a curated record
AUGGAUAGCUCUUAAAAAUAAAUUAAAAGAAUUAAGAAACUUUAUAAUAUUCUUUACGAAUUAAAUUUUUUUAGGUCUUUUGUUAUACAAGAUAAAUGCAAUCUCCCAAACUACAUAGAUCCAAAUUAGUUUACUGAUGAUGAUGAAUAAUAAGAAAUACUAUCUGAGUUUUUGAUGCCAUUUAUUAAACCAGGAGAUAAGCAUUUAGAUCUUAUUGAAUUUCUAAUUAAAAAGAUUUCCAAAGAUACUUUUGAAAAAUGUGUGCUUUAUGAAGAUGACCCUUACGAGUUUAGAGUUAAAAGAAUUAGAAUUAUGUCAAGUAGAUUAGGAAUACUAGGAUAGUCUAAAUUUUCAAAAAAUUUAAAUUUUAGUAAAGUAAUUGAAGGAAAAAGUGGUGUAGAACCUAGUGUGAAAUUUAUUUAUGAAUUGUCUAAAUUAACUAAGUCGAUAUUGAAAACAAAAAGAUAAGAGAGAGAAUUAACUCAUAGAUAGCUAUUUUUAGAAUGCACUUAUACUAUGAAUAACCUCAUAAAUGUAGAUAUAAAUCCUUUUUCAGUUGAUUUUCCCAUAGAAAAUGAAUUACUGCAGCAUGACGAUAUAUAAUUUUAUGUAAACAACAUCGAAGAAGAGGUAAACAAAGAUAACGAGCUUUUAGAGGGAAUUUAAGCUGAAAGAAGCAAUAAUCAAUAAGACGAUGAAUAGUCAUAAUUAAUGGAUGCAUACAUAAAUUAAAUAGAAAAAGAUGUUCUAGAGUCAUUUGAGCUGUGUAAAGAAGAUUUAGCAAGUUAUAAAAAUUAGUUAGACUUCCUUAAAGAUUAAAUUCUAAAGAUAUUUGAUUUAGGUAGGAAAGAAACAUCAAAGCUACAAAAAAAGAUUUAAUAGCAAGACUUCGAUAAGUAAGAUGAAAAAAUCAUUACUAUAGACUCUAAAUUUUAAAAGAUUUAUAGAAACUUGCAAUAAAUUUAAGAUUAGCUUAUAACUUGUAACAAUAAAUAUCACAUUGAUGAUAGACUUUAAAAUUUAGUAGAAAAAAUUACUUAAUUUGAUUAGGAUUUGAAAUAAAGUAAUAAUGACUAAGUCUGA